Arxiozyma heterogenica is the source of this 1539-nucleotide messenger RNA. RefSeq names its product origin recognition complex subunit 5 (gene ORC5). Gene Ontology annotation, biological process: DNA replication initiation; DNA replication. The coding region runs from base 1 to 1539 and encodes 512 amino acids. NCBI's taxonomy places the organism in Eukaryota, Fungi, Ascomycota, Saccharomycetes, Saccharomycetales, Saccharomycetaceae. The transcript has a single exon. Gene Ontology annotation, cellular component: nuclear origin of replication recognition complex; nucleus. The record is from RefSeq and is a predicted model, not a curated record. Gene Ontology annotation, molecular function: DNA replication origin binding.
AUGGCACUUUCAUUACCGAAUAUUAGAUUUAGACAAUAUCAAGUCCAAACAUUAUCUUCAUUUAUCUCUUCGGAUCAUAAACAAUCAGUUUCAAAUUUGUUUUUACAAGGUUAUGAAGCGACUGGGAAAUCAUAUGUCAUCCAAAAGUUUUUCCAAGCUAAUCCAGACUUACUCUCCGUAACGUUAAAACCUCAGGAAUCGGUUACUUGGAAAUUAUUGAUUCAGUCUUUGGCUAGAUCAUUACAAUUCAAAUUUUAUGACCUAUUUCCCAAUGAAAUUUUACAAUUGAAACAACUUGACCCUUUAUCCGUAGAAGAGCCGUACCAUCUAAUUAGUUUUUUGACAAAAAUGUUUAAUAUCUUGUCCAAUUAUUCAAAACAAAUUUUUAUCAUCUUUGAUGGGUUGGACAAUUUGCAGGAUAUCGAUGCUACUCUAUUACUAAAAUUUUUGAAAUUAAAUGAGGCAAUAUCACAUCAGAUCACAAAUUUUCAUUUUAAAAUGGUUUAUUUAAUCAGGGAUGCAAAUUUCAUGGCCAGAUAUGCGACUUUUAAUAUUCCAACAAUAGUAUUUCCACGUUAUACGUACGAUGAAAUUUUAGAGUUACUAAUUAUUAUGAGAUUUGAAGAUAUGUAUUCAGAUCUCCUAGAACAUUUGAGCAACCAUUCCAUUGCAUCUAACGAAGAUAAUAAUUAUUCUAUAGUCAUUAAUUUUAUUACAUUGAUCAUGCAGGCAUUCCAAAUGUAUACAGGAAAUAAUUUAAACUCUAUAAAUGAUUUGUUAGAUCUUAAAUGGGGAAUAUACUUGGAUAAUAUAGAUGAGACGAAUUAUAAGGAUCCAAUAUCGAUUUAUAAAAAAUCUAUCUACCUUUUUGCAGCAACAAAUGAUACUUUCACUGCAGAUGAUGAUAGGGAUGAUGAGGAGGAGGAUAAUGGUAAUGAUAAUGAUGACAAUAAUAACGAAGAACAAGAACAAGAACAAGAUGAAAAUGAAGAUGGAGAUGGGUUAGAUGAAAAUACAAAUAAGACAAGGGUAUCUAAAGUAAAACCUUCUGGGCAAAACUAUGAAUUGUCUAGUAUGGCAAAAUAUUUACUAAUAGCAGCAUAUUUUUGUUCUUAUAUUGAACCUAAAUAUGAUACAAGUAUAUUCUCAAGAAAAACAAGUAUUAAAUCCGGAAGAUCAUCAUAUGGUAGACGUAAAAAAAUGGAAUCAAAUCCAAGACAUUUACAACCAGCUGUGUUUUUUUUAGAAAGAUUAUUAGCCAUAUUUCAGGCCAUUUAUCCAAUGGAGACAGUCGCAGUAUCUGGUUCUUUACAAUCGUUGUUAGGAGAUAGGUUAAUUAGGGCUAAUAUUGAGGUCUUUCAGAACUUAUCAGAACUGCAAUCUUUAAAAUUAAUAUGCACUACUUCAAUAAGAACAUCUGAUUUUCUGUCAUCCAAAUCAAAAUGGAAAGUUAAUAUUCCAUGGGAAAUCGUUACUGAAAUUGCUAAGUCAGUAAAUUUUGACAUGACUCAAUAUUUCAGUGGUGUUAGUGAUCAUUAA